Dalotia coriaria is the source of this 4922-nucleotide messenger RNA. RefSeq names its product microtubule-associated protein futsch-like. NCBI's taxonomy places the organism in Eukaryota, Metazoa, Arthropoda, Insecta, Coleoptera, Staphylinidae. The record is from RefSeq and is a predicted model, not a curated record.
UCAUCUUGCCAUCUGCCAUCUUUUCCUCCAUUCAAAUUCGCGCAGAUCCGUUACGAAUUCCUUCAGCGCCAAAGUCGUUUCAUAAAAGGUUGAACCACGUGCCUCAACGGUUUUUAUAAAUAACGAUUUCUUUUUAGUGUUGUACGUCCCAUUACUAAAACAAUCAUCACAGGAUGUCGAGCCGUAGAUCAUUGCUUGCCUCCGAGGAGGGCGGCAAUGCACCUGGAUCACCUUUGAGGCGGUCUACAAGAAUUGCCAAUUCUCCUGCUCCAGCUGCAGCCACUGUUGCUUCUGCUAUCUCUCGAAGAAGGAGUUCUGCAGCAGAAAUGACUGUAUCAUCACCAGCGAAAAUCACUAGGACAAAACGACCGUCAUUGUCACAUGAAAUUACACUAGAGGAACAACCAGAAGCACCAUUAAAGUCUGCAACUUCAAAAAUUUCCAGGGCAGAAAGUAGAUCACCAUCAGCUGAAUCUGAAUCUAAAGAACCAGCAACAGGCACUCCUGCUAGGAGAGGUAGAAAACCAUCAAUAACAAAAAUAAAAGAAGAGGAAUCAGCACCUAAACCAGAAACUCCUUCGCGCCGUCGAUCUAUUAGAAGACAGAGCACUUCGCCUUCACUGGACACUGCAACAGAAACACAAGUUGCUAAACCUCGUGGUAGGCGAGCGUCUGUAACACAAGGAGGUCUUGAGGCAAUAAAAGAAACUGAAGUAAAACCAGAGCCUAAAAAAGUUGGGCGUCCGCCGCGCUCCGCUCGUCUAUCGUUGGAUGCAACAGAAGAACCUGACGCCAAGAAGCCGGAAAAGAAACCUGCUACAAGGCGGUCCAUCAGAGGACGCAGCAAUUCCACCGAGAUUGUUGAAGAAGUUGAAACUAAACUAGUGGCAGAUCUUAUUCCUAUUAACGAGGAGGAACCAGAAGAGAACGAAGCUGAUGCAAAGAAACCUGUGAAAGUUGAAGAGAACAAAAUAGACUUAGAAAAAGAUGAGGAGGAAUCACCCGAAAUUGUUACGGAGAGGAAGACUGAUGCCAUUAGCGAUAAGACCACAGGUGAGAUUGAAAUUUCUGAUCAGAAGGCUGAUGCUGAAGUUGAGAAAGUUACUGGCCGAGAUGUUGUGGAAAUCAAGGAUGCCGAUGAUUCAACAACUUCUACUCCAACUUCUGAAAAGAAUCAGGUUGAUACUCUUGCGUCUCCUUCGCGUAAGUCACGCAAAUCAAUGAGCUCGGAAUCGGAUUCAGUGUUUAAGUCGCCGGUUCGACGUUCACCUCGUUUGUCAGCCUCGCCUGUUGCGGUCUCACCUGAACCAAAGUCUUCUCCUUGUCGAUCGCCUCUUGUAGACAAAGAUGAUAAAUCUUCACCAGUUAGAAAAACAACUCCGGCUUCUCCAAUUAAAUCACCUCUUGCUAGCCCUGCGAAAACAGAUUCUGUGGAAGUAUGCGACUUGCCACGAAGAUCUCCAAGACUGUCGGAAAGUCAAGAUAGUAAUCCAACAGUCACAACUAAAAAACCGCCUUCAAUUUCUGAAAUUUCAAUUAAUGAUGAUUCCCAAUCGGAUAUGAGCCCUGCACCAACUUUGAGUUUGAGAGUUUCUGAGAGCGAAGACAAGGAUCAAGACAUUAUUAACAUUCCCGAUGAAAAAGCGGAAGAGAGCGUUUCGAUAAAUGAAGAUUCCUCCAAGAAACCUUCUGUGGACUCGCCAAAACCACGCCGAUCUACGAGAUUAUCAGAAAGUUCAAAUGUCUUAAAUGACUCACUUGCAAAAACAAAGCGUAAGUCUAAUUCAUUUACGGAGAGUGAGAAUAAAGAUAAAGAUAAAAGCAGUACGUCGCUUAGAUUGUCUAAAUCCUUCGGCGAAAGCAAUAUUCUUAACACAGAAAACAUUGAGUCUAAGACUCCUCAAAAGAUGUAUUCUGUUAAAACUCCUAAAAGGGAUUCACUGCUUAAACGCACACCUGAAAUCAUUAACGGGUCUGAUGGUUCUUUCCACUUGAAUCUUUCAAUUCCCACAACGAACUCAAUCGAUUUGGAAGAUGGCGAAAAGAAUAAAAGCAUUGUUGAGACCGUACAUGAUAUCAGCGGCAGUUCGAACAACUCUGACAAAGAGAACGCUGACAAAUUGAAUAUUGCCAAGUCUCCAAAGAGUAAACGUAUUUCUUUGUCGGAGACAAGCACGCCGAAAUUAAACAACUCUGUUAAGAUGCAAAGUUUCUGCGAGCCUAUUGAGGUUGAGUUUUCUACUGAUGCCAUUGUUGCUUCAGCACAAGUCACUGUUAAGACUCCAACUGUAGAAGUUGCGGAAGUUCUUAGUGGGAAGGUUUCCACGACAACAUCACAGAGUGAAAGUAUAAUUGAGGUGGAUAAUGAGGAUGAGUUUGGUUCUAGCCCUGUCAAGGCGAUGAAACCAGUAAAGAAAAAUGUUACUCUGGAUGAGGAAGACAUGGAGGAGCAGUUGAUGAAUAGUUUUGUUGAUGAAGUUCUUGUGAUUGAAGAAGAUGAAAAUGAGUCAAAAACUACAGACGAUAAAUCAUCGAAGAAGGAUAGUGUUGAAGUAACAACUGAAGAAGAGAAUAAAACUUCUGAAAAUAAAAAUAAAUCUGUUGAUGCUGAAAUUACAGAGUCUGAUGUUAAAGAUGAUGUCGUUGUUGACUUGGACUCAGAUUCAGACGCUGAGCAAAUUAUUCAUUCCGAUGAAGUUACCUCUGAUGAUGUUGAAGAGGAGAAACCAGCUGAAGUGCCAUUGGCAAUGCAAGGUGGCAGCAAACGGCGCAAAGUGAUGAUUGAAGAAACAAUCUCUCAGAAGUUGGACGAUUUGAUCAACGCGAAAUUGAAGGAAGCUGCCGCUGAUAGCGAUGAAGAUGAAGAUUAUGUACCGGAAAACGAGUUUGUCGACGACAUGGCUUCUGAAGGCGAGGAAGACACUCCUUCUGAAGACAGCAACCAGAUCAUCGAUGAUGGAGAGUCUCUACAUAGCUCGGAAUCGGAAAGAUUUGAAGAUGAUGAGGACGACUAUGAGAAUGAUUCUUUUAUUACGGAUGAUGAAGGUAUGGAACUGCUUUCUGGCAAUGAAUAUGACUUGGAAGAACUUGCCGAUGUUAAGAAGAAGAAGACUGAGAAAAAGAGGAAGUCGAGAAUUAUUCAAGUUGAGGAUUCCAGUGAAGAGGAGGAGACAAUAAUGAUAGGUGAGGCUGAAAAAGAUUUGAAGCCAGAUACAGACGAUAAGGUUGAUGAAUCAAAACAGGCUGAAAGUGCAGCUAAAGUUGUUGUCUUGAGUAGCAUCACAAUUCCCUCUCCAGUGACAGAAACAGAAAAUAAGUCCGUGGUUAUCAAUGAACAGGAUAACUUGACAAGUUUAGAAUCGAUGAAGGAAACAUUAAAAGUGGAUGUCCCACGUGAACCGAAACCUUCUUUCAGCACGCCUAACAACAGUGUCAUAGAAUCGCCGAAUCGCAAAACACGCAGAAAGACGUCGUUGACUAUUCAAGACCAGGUCAACAUCAAUCGCUUCAGCGAUGGUGAAAUUACUGAUAAAAUAACAAAAGCUGUUGACUUUUUUGUUUCAUCUAUAAAAGACAAAACUGGAAAUGUUUCUGUGAAUGUGUCCCUAGAUUACGCCAACUCUGCGAGUUCAAAUGAUGAAGGCUCACCCAAGAAGCCAAAGCGUGUCAGUUUGAAACGAGAAGAUGUGGAUAAUAUUAAUACUGUUGUAGAUGAAAUGCUGGAAACAACUGUGCCUAAAAACUUGGGCAGUCAAUUGGAAAUUGAAGAAAAUUCUGAUUUGAACACAUCUACAAGCAAGACACAGAAACAAAAGAAGCGCAGAAGUAAUGUGCAGAAAGAUAUAAGCAUUCAAGGUGAUUUUGAGGUGGAAGAUGAGCCGGAAGCGAAAAAUCAGUCGAUGUCAAAGAAAAACAAGUCCAAGAAGAGAGUUAGUCAAGGAUUUAAUGAAGUUGAAACAAAUGAUCUCGUUGCGCCGUCAGAUGCAGAGAAAGGUAACAAGAAACGUCUUAGCAAGAGUUUCAACACAACACAAGACAUAGAACCAGUACAGUCUCCUCCUAAGAAAGCAAAAUUGAACAAAAGUUUAACUGAUGCGGAUGUUUCCAUUGUGCAAAGUAAAAAAUCGAAGAAAGAGAAACUAAACAGAAGUUUAACUGAUGUAGAAGUCCCCGAAGUGAAAUCAAAGUCGAAGAAAGAGAAACGUCUGAGCAUCAACAAGUCUUUGGAGGAUUGUGAAGAUGUCCCAGAGCCUGUAGUUAAAAUUCCAUCUCCAAUUUCAAAGAAAUUGAAGAAACUCCAGAAUAAACUCCUUGCUAAAGAACCAGAAGAAAGUGAAUUCACCGAUGUGCCUUUGAAGAAAACUAAAUUCUCCAAAUAUCGAUCCGAAAUGUUAGUAGAAGAUGAACACGAUGCUUGUGCCAGUAAAUCCGAAAUUAGUCGUCCAUCUACUUCGAAAUUCUCGUCCAAGUUGGGCGGUGUAACAAAGAAAUUGAAAAAAGUAAAACCUUCUUCAAUUGACAAUGUCGAUGCUUGGUCAGUGCAGAAAGCCGUGGCCGAGAGACCUUCUAAGAAAAACAAGGAUAAAGUACCAGUUGUUGAACAACUGAAUGCCAUUAAGAAGAAGCUUGCGCCCAAUGAUUUUAGAAAUCAAAUGAUUUAUGGUUCCGGCGUGAAGCGAAUGGAUUCUAAGGAUAUUUUGAAAAAUAAACAAAAGACCAGUUUCGCCAAGCGCAAGUAGAGGCUUGUGGGUUGUUUGUUUUAUAUUUUUUUUAUUGAUUACGUUUGUCUUUUGUAUCUUAAGUUAUAGCCGUAAAGUUAAUCGAGAAUUGUUAUCGAAAUAUAAGUACCAUCAGCAUUUACGCUCUAUUUUUGUAAUACUGGAAGAUAGUGUUGAAUAAAUGUGUUGCGAUUCAAAAAUUCA